Cuscuta campestris is the source of this 1047-nucleotide messenger RNA. NCBI's taxonomy places the organism in Eukaryota, Viridiplantae, Streptophyta, Magnoliopsida, Solanales, Convolvulaceae. The record is from the annotation of a GenBank genome assembly.
GGAAUAAAUCAAAAUGGAUCUCUAAACUGUCUGCGCUUCUUUAAUUAAUGAAGUAGCAGUUAGUCAAGCAAUGCAACUUUCGACGUUGAGCCGGGGGUCUCUUUGGAAACAGCCUCUCUACUUUCGAGUAGGGGUAAGGUCUGCGUACACACACCCUCCCCAGACCCUACUCUUGUGGGAUUUAACUGGGUUGUUGUUGUUGUUGUUGGAUUUGUUGAGUACCUACAGCUAGAUCCUCCCCAGGCGAACGAUAGCAACAACCCCCUCGUGGCGAUAGUGAACCAAGCAUGGUACCAUACACAACUCUCACCAUCAACUAUAUUCUUGAGGGGUUGGCCGAAACGUUGUACCCUGUCUAUGCCAAUGCAAAGCUUGAAAGGAAGCUUUGGGAUAGCUUGAACAAGAAGUAUCAAGCUGAAGAUGUCAGCACGAAGAAAUUCAUCGUCGGGAAGAUGCUGGAGUUGACAGCAAAUCUGUUGUCGCCCAGGCUGAGGAGCUUACGGCAUCACUCCUCCGACUGUAGGGAAAAGAAGCCACAAAAGAACAAGAAGAAGACAACCGAAGCCAUGUGCGCAAAGCUCGACAACUUGGACCUGUGUGCAGUUGUCACCGAGGUGAAUCUCAUCGGGUCAAACCCGAGGGAAUGGUUUCUGGACACAGGAGCCACACACACCAUAUUUGCUCCAAUCAGAGCAUGUUUCAUGAAUUCCAAGAGACCUCCGGUGACAAGCAUUUGGAGCACAAAUUCAGCAUUCAAGAGAGUCAUUAAGGCUGAUUUUAGAUCAUUCUAGCACGUAGAACCUCAAUUCUAUGAAUACGCAUGUAAGAAAAAUUAGAACUCAAGACAAGAGGUACUACGACAUGCUCACUAACAAACAAAAAAUAAAGAAUACAAUCACAUACUAAAAUGAUUUCAUACAAAACUUUCCCCGGCAACGGCGCCAAAAUUUGUUGAGGACUUGUCGUGCGGUCCAAAACAAAUUAAAAAUUUAAAAAAUAUCCUUAGCUAACCCCCAAUAUAUAAUCAAAUAAAAACUAUAGCUAGGG